This is a messenger RNA of Suillus paluster, 1611 nucleotides long. RefSeq names its product general substrate transporter. Lineage: Eukaryota; Fungi; Basidiomycota; Agaricomycetes; Boletales; Suillaceae. Gene Ontology annotation, molecular function: carbohydrate:proton symporter activity. The coding region runs from base 1 to 1611 and encodes 536 amino acids. The record is from RefSeq and is a predicted model, not a curated record. Gene Ontology annotation, cellular component: membrane. The transcript has 3 exons. Gene Ontology annotation, biological process: transmembrane transport; carbohydrate transport.
AUGUUUCGCGGUAUCCGCAAUGCAUACAUCCUUGCCUUGUCUGCAUCCUUGGGCUCUAUCUUCUUCGGCUGGGAUACUGGACUCAUGGGUGGCAUUUUAACCCUCAAGUCUUUCCAGAGUUACUUUGGAAUUAAUAAGAUGUCCGCGUCUGCUCAAGCCAAUUUCAACGGAAAUAUCGUGUCAAUUAUGCAGGCGGGAGCCUUCUUCGGUGUCCUAUCAACUAGUUGGGUAUCUAGUCGCUUUGGGCGAAAGCGAUCCCUAAUUGCAUCGGGGGUCAUAUACAUCAUCGGAAGCUUGAUCCAGGCCAUCGUUGGUCUUGGAAGUAGCCAGCUUAUAGCGCUUCGACUUUUCUAUUUCAGUCGUUUCGUCUCUGGCAUUGGAGUGGGCAUGGUAUCUGCUUUGGCGCCCUCAUACAUAUCAGAGUGCAUGCCCAGACACAUUAGGGGGAGGUGUACUGGGCUUGUCCAGUUCUCUGAUAACGUCGGGAUGAUGUUGGCCUACUGGGUGAACUACAGCGCCUCCACAAAUAUCUCGUAUAGCAAUAUGCAAUGGCGAAUGCCUUUAAUAGUCCAGCUGGUCCCGGGCAUCUUGUUCGUCCUCUUCAUGCUUCCACAACCAGAGUCACCCCGUUGGUUGGUCGAGCAGGAGCGUUAUGACGAGGCAGCGGAAACGCUUGCAUACGUUAUUCGAAUGCCAGUUGACGAUAAAUCCGUCCUUCUUACGCUCGACGAGAUCAAAGCGGACUUCACUGGGAAGCAGCGAUUAUCUUUGCUCAGCCAGUUCCGCAUGAUGGGAGAGUCGCGUCAAAUUGUGCUUCGCUGCUUGAUCCCCUCCAUAACCACCUUCUUCCAGCGAUGGACUGGUGCGGAUUCUGCCAACUACUUCAGCCCACAGAUAUUUGCUGCGCUUGGUAUUACUGGUACAACAUCUGGCCUAUUUGCAACAGGGCUCUACGGUGUCGUGAAAGUCAUCGCAGUUGGUCUUACCUUAGCAUUUGCUGUAGACAGCUGGGGUCGCAAGAUGUGUCUCUUCGUGGGUGCUCUGGGGCAAGGUUUGUCUAUGCUCUGGAUCGCCGGCUUCAGCGCUGUCCAUCCGCAGAGUACUAUUGUUCCCGCGAGCUACGUGUCUAUCGUAGCCGUCUACCUCUACGCUGUGUUUUUCUGCAUCGGCUGGGGACCUCUGCCGUGGAUCGUGGCCAGCGAAAUUGCUCCCAACCACCUCCGUUCGGCCACACUUACUAUCGCCAUCAGCGUGAACUGGCUGUUGUCGUUCACGAUAUCACGCCUGACACCUCUGAUGCUUGAGAAGAUGUCGUACGGGAUAUUUCUACUCUUCGGCGUGUGCUGCAUGAUUAUGGCAGCAUGGGUGUAUUUCUUGCUGCCUGAGACGAAUGGGUAUGCGUUGGAGGAUAUCAAGUAUCUGUUUGAGAAGGAUGUAAUGGUGAGAUCUUUGGAGGAUUCGCCUGGGGGACGUGUGUUCCUUGGAGGCAGGCGAGCGACACCUGUGGAGGAAAUGAGGAGAGCAGCAGAUGUCCAUGGUUUGAGUGAUACUGCGAGGAAGGGGGACGAGGAGAAUAACGAGAGUAUUGAAAUCGCUGAUCUGCAGAUUUAA